GCCUGGUCUGGCAGGUUGCGCUGCGCUGCCGUGCGGAAUCGAUAAAAACCUGCUGCUGCUGCUGCUGGUUAACUACCCGCCGACAUCCGCUGGCCCUACGUACAGUACGUACAGUACAACAACAGGUAUAUUCACGUAUAUUCACGUAUAUUCAGGUAUGUCCAGGUAAAGUACUUGCUUGCUUGCUCUGCGCUGGCGGAAGUUUCUGGAUGGAUGGAUGGAUGGAUGGAUGGGUGAUGAUGUUUCCUUCCUUCUUGCUUUCCUUCUUGCUUGCUUGUCGCGCGCGCACGGUUCAAUCCGCAAUAGAUAUGAUAAUAUCCGUCCGAGCUUCUCCGGCUGCUGCUGCGUUCACAUCGUCUAUGUAUGUACCGUAUAUGUACAUGCAUACACACACAUAUACACCGGCACAAUGGCACACGAAGAACCGAAGAACCGUCUAGAAACCUGCCAGCCAGCCAGCCAGCCAGCCAGCCAGCCAGCCAGCUCGCUUCCUCCCGCCGCCGCGAAAUCAGCAGCAGCAGCAGCGUCUUCCCCCCCUCGCCCCACUAGCACUCGGCUUGCUCGUGAAACCCCAGCACCCCCCAACUCAUCAGCAGCCAAUACUCUACAGACAACCCCGGAUCCACACGAGGCAUGCAUACGGUAUGGCAUAUGGCAUAUGGUUCGACGUCCGCCUAAGCAAGAAGUAGAGUACUCUACUGAAGAACCCGCAAAUCCCUAUUUGGCACUGUGGCCUCGCCCGAGUCCUUGCCCGAGCCCCGCGGCACAAUUACAACCGAGCUCGUGGGGCCCAUGGUGCCCGUGGGGCCCGUCAGUGGGAUCCCUGGUGCCCGUGGUGUCCGCUGGGGGGUGGGGUUUGAUUCAAUCACAGGUUCGAUACUUGAAGGGGGGAGGGGGGAUCGAAACACCGGCUAAACCCUCCCCCAUCCCAGUACUCGAAAGGGGUGAUGCGAGCCGGGAAGCGCUGGUGAUCUCUGUGUUGUCCAUGGUUGUACGGGCUGAUCGAUCGCACGCGGGUAAACAACGAGAGAUCGCGAGCGCGAGCGCGAGCUCCCGGAUGACCACCGGUCGGUGGGCCUGCCACACACACACACCCACGCUCUCACACACACAUACCCACGCUCUCACACACAAAUAUCGAGUACUGACACACACACACACACACACACACACACACCCACGCUCACACGUAGCAGGCCUAAAGCCGAGCGAGCUUGGGCGUGCAUUCGCUUCACCGAGGUCUAUCUACAUACUCUACAUACAUAACGUUCCAUACAUAUCUGCCGGCAGCUCUCCGGUCCGGGUACGCGUGAUCGUGAUGCAUACAUAUAUACACAUACACAUACACAAAUACACACACAUACUGGUACACACACACAAUACAUGCACACAUACCUAUACACAAUAAGUACGCUGGAUGGAACAGGCGCAUGGACCCCCCCCCCCCCGGGUCAGUUCCGGAGAGGGUGUAUGUUCUGGAAGCCGUCUCGAAUCGCGCGGGUAAAUAGGCUGCUACUGCGCAAUUGAACGUCCGCCGGCCAGUGUCCACUAUCCAGAUUCCAACGU
Molecule: messenger RNA, 1566 nt
Organism: Tricharina praecox
Lineage: Eukaryota; Fungi; Ascomycota; Pezizomycetes; Pezizales; Pyronemataceae
Exons: 2
Coding region: 218-1408 (396 amino acids)
Source: RefSeq, a predicted model, not a curated record